Molecule: messenger RNA, 3109 nt
Organism: Eublepharis macularius
Lineage: Eukaryota; Metazoa; Chordata; Lepidosauria; Squamata; Eublepharidae
Gene: ANGPTL4
Product: angiopoietin like 4
Exons: 7
Coding region: 122-1471 (449 amino acids)
Biological process (GO): triglyceride homeostasis
Molecular function (GO): enzyme inhibitor activity
Source: RefSeq, a predicted model, not a curated record
UGCGCGCCGGCGGGGCGGCGGCUAUAAAAGGGGCGCUCCGGCGACGGGCCGCUCCAAGCCUUGCGCUCUUGGGGAGGUGCGUUGCGUUGUGCUCCGUGGCGGCUCCUUGUCUUGCGCGGCGAUGCAGCGGUGGAUGCUCGUGCUGGGCGCGGCGUGGCUGGCGGCGGCUCCGUCCGCCUCGUCCCCGGGCAAAGUGGCUUCGUGGGACGAGGUGAACGUGCUGGCGCACGGGCUGCUGCAGCUGGGCCACGGCUUGAAGGAGCACGUCGAGCGCACGGGCGGGCAGCUGCGGGCGCUGGGCGGCCGGCUGAACGCGCACAACGCUUCGCUGGCCCGCCUGGAGCGCCGCGCCGACGCCCAGCGCCUCCUCGACGGCCGCGUCGCCGACCUGGCCGCCCAGCUGCGGGCGCUGCUGGCCGAGCUGGCGGCGCACAAGGCGGCAGUGCACGACCGCCUGGAGCGCCUCGACAGCAAGCUGCGCCAGGGGCUGCGCCAGGACGGGCCCGAGAACGGCAGCAGCAGCCCCCGACGGAGCGGAGGAGCGGCCGAGCUGGGCGCCCUGCAGGAUUUCAUGAGUCGCCAGAACCUGCGAAUCGAAGAGCUCUUCCAGAAACUUAAACAGCAGCAGUACCGAAUGGAUAAGCAGAACCUCCAGAUCAAAAGCCUCCAGAGCAAGGUGAACAUGUUACUACCAAUGCACAUCAAAGAAAACGAAACGCAGACUCCCCGAAAGAAGAAUAAUGUCUUGCGCAGUGCUGACCGUGUGGCCAAUCACAGCCAAAAUGCCCGCACCCGGACUUCAGAUGCCUCCAAAUUCCCUACAGGUUGCCACCAGCUUUUCCUGGAGGGGGAGAGGAGCAGUGGGGUAUUCCAGGUCCAGCCUCCUGGCUCUCAGGCAUUCGGCGUCUUUUGUGACCUGGCUCCAGAGAGCGGUGGCUGGACGGUGAUUCAGAGGCGCCAGGAUGGAUCUGUUGAUUUUGACCAGCUGUGGGACGCCUACAGGAACGGCUUUGGAAACAUGACCGGAGACUUCUGGCUUGGUUUGGACAAGAUCCACCAGAUCGUGCAAGAACAAAUGUUCCGUCUCGUCAUUGAGAUGCAGGACUGGGAAGGGAACUCCCAGUUGGUCCAGUUUCUUUUCAGACUGGGUGGAGAGGACACUGCCUAUACGCUCAGCCUCCUAGGUCCCGUCCUUGGGGAACUGGAGAAUGCCAUGGGUGACUUCCCUCAUCUUCCGUUCUCUACACGGGAUCAAGACCAUGACCUCAAAGGAGACGCUAAUUGUGCCAAACAUCUUUCAGGAGGCUGGUGGUUCAGCACCUGUGGCCACGUCAACCUCAACGGGAAAUACUUCCGCUCUAUCCCACGCCAGCGGCACGAGAGGAAGCAGGGUAUCUUCUGGAAGACUUGGAAAGGGAGGUAUUACCCCUUGAAAUCAACCACCAUGAAGAUCCAGCCCCUGGAUUCCUAAAAGCGUGGGUCGCCCAGGAUACUGGGUGCCCCUUUGGUUUCCGCUUCUGCUGAGAUGGAAGCGAGUUCUGUCAGCUCCUGUUGGGGACUUUGCAGAUCCUUUCUGCUGGCUUCCCGUUAAGACCGCGGAAAGAAGCCUUCCUUUGCAAGUGAUGCCCCUUGCAGUGGCCUGUGGGGCAGUAUGGUGACUAGUUUCUCUGGGAGAACCGCUUGGGGGAUGACUCGGGGCAGUUGAGCAAGGAAGCAGACUUCCAGGUCUACUGACUGAGCUGGCACCUAAGGUUCUGGCGUUUGCAUGAAGGCCACUAGUCAGCAGUGCUAGCCGGGGAGGAUGUUCUUCUGGAUCUCACUCUUGUUACAAAUUUAAAUACUCCCCAACUAACUGUUUUUGUUAAGGAGAGGGCUGUGCAUCUCAUUUAUCUUGGAAAGGGCUCAAGAUGUCCCUACUUGCUCACCUCUUCCUGCCUUGAAAAGCUGAGGACUGUUAAGACUGUGGGCUGCACCGUCCCUCGUGAACUGGCUCUCUUUGUAUAGUGGCCCCUGUUGUUUUGUGGCGUCCCUUUCCAAAGUAGGAGGUGUCCUUGGACCCCACUGGAUAAUGCUUUCAUCAGAAUGGUCAGUAAAAUUCCAGCUGCUCUGCUUCUGGCACGGAAGAGUUUGCCCUAGCUGAGCCUGGAGUUGGUGGUUCUGGUCUUUGGGUUGUCGUUUAUUUGAACCCAAAACAUAAGAGACUUUCAGAAAGACCAUGCCUUUGCCCUGGGGGUUUGUGGUGCACCUUUAGGGUUACUUAGAGCUGUGUCUGCCUGCUGCUAGUGGAAUAGCCUUUAGGCAGUGCAGGAGCACAACCAGAGACAUUCCAGAGGCAGAAAAUCUAAAUUACACUCUUCACCGUGAGUGGUUAAAAUACAGCAAUUGACUGUUGAAUGUCAUUCAGUUGUAUUCCCAAAAUAAUACCGGUUUGGAUUCUGUGGAUUAUGUAAAAUAGUGGUGGUUUUCCCCGGCACAAGGAGGACUUCCCUUGCAUCAGAGGGAAAGUGCCACAACCAGUGGAACAUACCUGUGGAAUCUAACUCACUAUUUCAAGAAUGCUAAACAGUACAGCUGGGUCUGCAUCUUUUAAAUUCAUAUUUUAAUCCAUAUCUAUAUUGAUGUAAGCUGCUUUUGGGGUUUUCAAAAAGUACGCUUGCUUGGUGACUGCUUCCCAGUCAAGCAAUAAAGCCAAACCGACCAAGAAAGGUUCUUGCAUGGGCUCAUAUUUGGUCUCUGAUACUAGCAGCAGGUAAUCCUUGGGUGUCCAUGGGUUCCCCUGAUUUGCCCACCCGUGUGCUUCAUUUUUUUAAGUCAUAUUGACUCAAGUUCACUCCAAUACUUUGCUGCUUGUAAAUAACCAUUGUAUUAGUUGGUUUGUUGAUUUGACUAUCAAAGUGCUUUAUCCUUUUAAAAAAAUGGUUUCAGUGAUUUUAUUAUUUUUUUUUAAAGACUGCAGUGGGGAACAAUGCUCUUGUAACUUAUAAGGGUUGUCUUGAAUGGAGGACGGCAAGUGUUUUUGUCUCUUUCUUGGUUUUUGUACUUAAGACAUGCAACUCUUUGGUGAAGUGUCUUCCGUUAAUUAUAAUAAUUAAAAAAAACUUAAAACCUU